GCGGCCGCGGGCAGAAGCACGUCUUUCUCCCCCGCGGGGGUGGGGUGGGGGUGCCCGCACUUCCUGCGGCUCUGAUUGGACGUUGGCGCCCAGGCGUGGGCGGGACUUCCCCUCCAGGCCGAGUCCUGCUUCCGGUGGCGGCGGCCGCGGCCGGAGCGCCGCCAUGAGCCUGCAGUGGACGGCUGUCGCCACCUUCCUCUACGCUGAAGUCUUCCUCGUCCUCCUGCUCUGCGUCCCCUUCGUCUCGGCCGCCAGAUGGCAGAAGAUCUUCAAGUCACGCCUGGUAGGCCUGGCUGUGGCCUACGGCAACACCGUCUUUGUCGUCCUCAUCAUCAUUCUCAUCCUCCUGCUCUUAGACGCCGCGCGGGAAACCCGUAAGUACAGCGUGACAGAGCUGGCAGCCCUGCAGAGCAGCCCUGGCGCCCUCGAGCACUUCCACAUGAAGCUUUUCCGGGCUCAGCGCAACCUCUACUUGGCUGGCUUUGCCCUUCUGCUCUCCUUCCUCCUGCGCCGCCUGGUCACCCUCAUCUCGCAGCAGGCCGUUCUGGGUGCCUCCAGUGAGGCUUUCCGUAAACAGGCGGAGGGCGCUAGCCAAGCUGCCCGGCGCUACAUGGAAGACAAUGAUGCCUUGCGGAAGCAGCUGCAGGAGGCAGGGGGUGAUGGGGGCAGCACCUCCCCCUCCCACGACGAGAACGAGACGCUCAAGGCCAAGGUGGAGAAGCUGAAGGAGGAGCUGGCAGCCAGCAAACGCACUCUGGAGAAGGCAGAGAACGAGGUGCAGGCCAUGCGGCGCCAGGCCGAGGGGCUGACGCGGGAGUAUGACCGGCUGCUGGACCAGCACGCCCGCCUGCAGGCUGCCCACGAUGGCCCCCGGGACAAGAAGGAGGAGUGACGGACCAGGCCACACCCACUGGACCAUGCCCCUGCCGCCCCACCCCCACCCCCCCCACAUAUUCGGGCACCCCCUGUGCUGCUGGGGGGGGCGGCAGCAGGGAUCAGAGCCCAGCUUUGGUCUCAGUUGGGUUUUUUGGGGCUCAAAUUGCUUUUGGGGCAAUGGCCCUCCCCCCCCUCACCAACCAGCUUUUGCUUCAAUAAACAAGUGGGAUCAGG
Molecule: messenger RNA, 1110 nt
Organism: Phalacrocorax carbo (great cormorant)
Lineage: Eukaryota; Metazoa; Chordata; Aves; Suliformes; Phalacrocoracidae
Source: RefSeq, a predicted model, not a curated record